AUGGCGGGUCGCCAAGCGGACGAGCUGCGGGAGAUCUACCAAGAGCUCACGCGCCCGGGCGGCUACAACCUCCCGCAGGCAAACCUCCAGCCGAGUUGGUGUCAGCGCUCCAGUCUGCGUUACACCAGCGGCGCGCCCUCCGCCGCCGCGAGUGCAUCUUCCUGCGGUGGGCGACCGGCCGCCGCGGCCCCAUCUCUGCCCGCGCCCUGCCGCGAGGAGGACGCGGAGAGGUGCGCCCCGCCCGGGCUCUCUGCGGCAUGUGAGAAGGUGUUUGGCAAACACCAGCGCACCUCAACGGGAGGGCAAAACCCGCCUGGGGCGAGCCCCCUUUAUGCGGGUCUAUUAGAUAGCCGUAGUGUGAGCACGAGGCCGCGGACGCGGUUUGCGCCGGUGAGGCAGCAGCAUAAUAGUGGUCUGGCGACGCACACCUACUCUAGUGACACGACAGAGAGAAAAGUGCCGGGUGCCGACGGAAUCCAUGCCACGCUUGCCGAGUUAUUUUUGCCAUUGCCGGCGGAACACCGUUUGACGUGUUGGCUGUGCGAAGCUGCGUGCGAAGAGCCAGGCUGGUUGAACGCACCUGCAAUGUACGUGGGCGCGGAGGAGGCGCCGGAAGUCAAGGAUCGCCUUCCCCCUGUCACUCUGCUUACCUUGUGCUCACGCUGCAGCGCAGCCUGCGCGUUGCCUGCGGCUGCCCCGCACGAUGAAGUCUUGAGGAAGGCUGGCGCAACACGAGCCUUGCUGCGACGCACCGAGAUGUUUGUCCAAUUCCUGCGAGAAUACAAACAGUUACUGGAGUCUCUUGCUGGGACCGCAGAGAAGAUGACACUUGGAAGUGCCACGGCCCACGCAGGCGGCGCACCUCCCUUGCUGUGGGAUCUUUCGCCCGAUCUCCACGCGAGCGUGACGCAAAAACUCACCGACGCGUUGACUUCCGCGCUGGAGACGGACACGCUGCAGUCGCAUCGGCGUCAGGUCCCCAGCCUCUCGCCGCAAGAGCGGCUUCUCUUAGAGCGUGAACGCGCCUGGCUUCAGCGGCGGCUUGCACUCAUGGAGCCGAGAGAGCAGUCGCCCGUGAGGCUACUGCGCACCGCGGAUGCGCUGCCCAGCCGCCUCUGGGGUCCAAGCUCCGCGGCCUCGCCGCUUCCAGUAGCCACCGGGAGCGGGGCUCAGCCACACAGCGUGUCACAUGGACCGCGGCGCAGCCCACAAUAUGACGCGAAAAAACUGGAUGCCAUGCUGCGGCUUCAGUCUCCCUCUGCGAAGAUAGAGCAGGGGACUCGGCAGCAGGAGCCACCGAAUGGCGUUCUGCAUGCUAGAGAAACAAGCUUGGAGGCGCUUCAACAAAUGGUGGGGCGUGCGCUGACGGCACAGUGGCAAAACUUGGGUGAUGGGACUGCAUCAACCACAACUGUAACAGACAGGCUGGCCGCGACGUACGGCGAGGAGGAUGCACAGACGUUAAACUCCACAAUGAUCACCCCCACAGCAAACGCUGCUGCAGGAGCUGCUGGGUCAAUGCACAAUGACCCCGAGAACAUUCUAUUGGACUAUUUUGAGGGAAGGCUGGAUGAGCUGCCGAGGUUUAAGCUUUUCUCUCUGGGUGAUGGGGGUGGUAAAAGUAGUUCCCUGCAGAAUUUCCGAAACCUGCCAGGCACACCGAAGAGACCGUGCGACAACCCAGCAGAUGCAUCGUCUCAUGUCGUGCUGGCGGCCGCCGAUGUGGCUGCUGCGGCCGCCAUGGACGCAGGGGAGCUGUUGACGCAACUACGCGAAGAGCGGCGACGCCGCGGGGCGGCGGAAGCAGCACUGCGUGAAAGUCAACAGAGGAUUGCCGCACUUGAAAAGACCACAGAUCAUAUUUCAGGCUUGGCCCUGGACUUGAGCCACAUACUGGGGGACCACGCCGUCGCGAUGCAGAGAUUCGUUCGCACCGCGACACAAGACUGCGUGGAGAUCGUGCUGCAGAAGUCACUUCUCUUUUCAGACGAAAUGGCCGCCUUGAUGCGCCAGGCGCAGCGGCGGGGUUGCGGUGUGAACACACGACCCCCGCGAACGCACGCGAGGGAGGCCGUCGGGGUUGGCCGCGAGGUUCCGCCGCCUGCGCCUGUGUCCUUGCAGGGUGCAGCACGCGCGGCUCCCGGGGCGGAGCCCGCACCUCCCGCGCUUUCCCGCCUGCUUUCCCUGUCGCUGGGGCUGACGCCACUCGUGCCCAGUGAUAUCUCCCGGCGCAGUGGGUAG
Molecule: messenger RNA, 2241 nt
Organism: Trypanosoma conorhini
Lineage: Eukaryota; Euglenozoa; Kinetoplastea; Trypanosomatida; Trypanosomatidae
Exons: 1
Coding region: 1-2241 (746 amino acids)
Source: RefSeq, a predicted model, not a curated record